AUGGUCAACGUUCCUACUAUCAAACUUCAACCUACGGGGCAGGAGAUGCCUCAGGUCGGUUUCGGUCUCUGGAAAGUCACCAACGAGACCUGCGCCGACACUGUCUAUCACGCGAUAAAGACCGGUUAUAGAUUGUUUGAUGGUGCUUUUGACUACGGAAAUGAGAAGGAGGCUGGCCAGGGUGUGAAGCGCGCCAUCGAUGAGGGACUCGUGAAGCGUGAAGAUCUUUUCAUUGCGUCCAAGCUCUGGAACACCUUCCACGAGAGCGAGCGUGUCAAGCCCAUUACCAAGACGCAGUUGGAAUGGUGGGGCUUGGAAUACUUUGAUCUUUUCCUUAUCCAUUUCCCUAUCGCCCUUGAAUAUGUUGAUCCCGCCGUGAGCUACCCAAGCGGCUGGAAAACACCGGAUGGUUCUAUCAAGCCUAUCGGGGCACCAAUCCAGGAGACUUGGCGGGCGAUGGAGGAGCUCGUCGAUGAGGGUCUGGUUAAGAAUGUUGGAAUUUCAAAUUUCCAGGGCGCGCUGAUUCUUGACCUGCUUCGUUACUGCCGCAUUCGGCCCGCCGUCCUACAGAUCGAGCACCACCCAUACCUCGUUCAGCCCGACCUUAUCCGCCUAGCCAAAUCUGAGGGGAUUGCCGUGACAGGAUACUCCUCAUUUGGCCCCGCCAGUUUCCGCGAGCUUGAUUGGAAAAAGGCUUUCGAUACCCCCACUCUCUUCGAGCACCCUACCAUCACCGCCAUUGCUAAGAAGCAUGACAAGACUCCGGCACAAGUUCUGCUGAGAUGGCCGACACAAAGGGGCCUCGCCGUCAUCCCUAAGAGCAACAACCGAGACAGGCUCUUGCAGAACUUGGAUGUCACCUCGUUCGAUUUGGAGGAGUCAGAGAUUCAGGCUAUCUCUGGUCUGGACAAGAGUCUGAGAUUCAAUAACCCAAUUGACUACUUGGGAACUCUCCCAAUCUUUGCUUAG
This is a messenger RNA of Tuber melanosporum (Perigord truffle), 969 nucleotides long. RefSeq lists its product as uncharacterized. Gene Ontology annotation, molecular function: D-xylose reductase (NADPH) activity. NCBI's taxonomy places the organism in Eukaryota, Fungi, Ascomycota, Pezizomycetes, Pezizales, Tuberaceae. The transcript is spliced from 4 exons. Gene Ontology annotation, cellular component: cytosol. Gene Ontology annotation, biological process: D-xylose catabolic process. The record is from RefSeq and is a predicted model, not a curated record. The coding region runs from base 1 to 969 and encodes 322 amino acids.